This is a messenger RNA of Lycium barbarum (goji berry), 1017 nucleotides long. Its product is annotated as peroxidase 72-like. Gene Ontology annotation, biological process: response to oxidative stress; hydrogen peroxide catabolic process. The coding region runs from base 1 to 1005 and encodes 334 amino acids. The transcript has 4 exons. Gene Ontology annotation, molecular function: heme binding; peroxidase activity. The record is from RefSeq and is a predicted model, not a curated record. NCBI's taxonomy places the organism in Eukaryota, Viridiplantae, Streptophyta, Magnoliopsida, Solanales, Solanaceae.
AUGGCUAAAAUAUUAUUGAGCUUCUUCAUAGUCAUAUCUCUCCAUGCUUUUGCACCAAUAUUAUGUUUAUCUAGCAAGACCAAUUAUUAUGGUUACUUAUAUCCACAAUUUUAUGAUUGGUCGUGCCCAAAUGCAAAAGAAAUAGUAAAGUCUGUUGUUGCUAAGGCCGUAGCUAGAGAAGCUCGAAUGGCUGCCUCUUUGCUAAGGCUCCAUUUCCACGAUUGCUUUGUCAAGGGUUGUGAUGCAUCAUUGCUUCUGGACAGCAGUGGAACCUUAGUAAGUGAGAAAAUAUCAAAUCCAAACAGAAAUUCAGUUCGUGGAUUUGAAGUAAUUGAUGAGAUUAAAUCUGCACUUGAACAAGAAUGCCCUCAAUCUGUCUCUUGUGCUGAUAUCUUGGCACUUGCUGCAAGGGAUUCUACUGUUUUAGCUGGCGGGCCAAGUUGGGAGGUUCCAUUGGGAAGAAGAGACUCAAGAGAUGCCAGUUUAAGUGGCUCCAACUAUAACAUUCCUGCUCCAAACAACACAUUUAAUACCAUUCUCACAAAAUUCAAGUUAAAAGGGCUUGAUCUUGUUGACUUUGUAGUUUUAUCUGGGAGCCACACAAUUGGAAAUGCAAGAUGUACCAGCUUCAGACAGAGACUCUACAAUCAAUCAGGGAACAGUUUACCAGAUUAUACACUGGACCAAUCAUAUGCUGCACAAUUACGCACUAUGUGCCCAAAAUCUGGUGGUGACCAAAACUUAUUUUUCUUGGAUUUUGUCUCUCCAACAAAAUUUGAUAACAACUACUUCAAGAACUUGUUGGCUUCGAGGAGCUUGUUGAAUUCAGACCAAGUUCUUGUGACAAAGAAUCAAGCAUCAUUAGAAUUGGUGAAAUUAUAUGCUGAAAACAAUGAGAUUUUCUUCGAGCAGUUCGCGAAGUCUAUGGUUAAGAUGGGAAAUAUCUCACCUUUAACUGGAUACAGAGGCGAGAUUAGAAAGAACUGCAGGAACAUGAACUUUUAAAGAUAUGACAAC